AUGCUGAGACAAAUGCAACUGCGUUGGAGCGGCCACCUGGUGCGCAUGGACGACGAGCGACUGCCCAAACGACUCUUCUACGGAGAUGUCGCCACGGGUUGUCGUCGCCAAGGAGGCCAAAUUCGAAGAUACAAGGAUACCCUGAAGUCCUCCCUGAAGCGUCUGCAAAUUAACCCGACCAACUGGGAAGACCUCGCCCACGCUCGACAGACCUGGAGGAGGACAGUGAAGACGGGCACGGCGACCGACGAAGCCAACAGCAUGGCCGCCGACAUAGUCAAACGUGAAGCACUCAAAUCACAGCUGCGCCCACCUCGCAAUGCCAACGCACAAUCGCCUCCAACAUGUCCUCGGAGCCAAAGCACCUUCCGGACACGAAAUGGAAUUAUCUGA
This is a messenger RNA of Spirometra erinaceieuropaei, 393 nucleotides long. NCBI's taxonomy places the organism in Eukaryota, Metazoa, Platyhelminthes, Cestoda, Diphyllobothriidea, Diphyllobothriidae. The record is from the annotation of a GenBank genome assembly.